Molecule: messenger RNA, 1518 nt
Organism: Aspergillus candidus
Lineage: Eukaryota; Fungi; Ascomycota; Eurotiomycetes; Eurotiales; Aspergillaceae
Product: Nur1/Mug154 family protein
Exons: 2
Coding region: 111-1424 (437 amino acids)
Biological process (GO): maintenance of rDNA; regulation of exit from mitosis
Source: RefSeq, a predicted model, not a curated record
UUUGAUCCCCGCGAAACUUUACUUUUAACCAUUUAUUCCUCUUUAUUUGAGACUAAUACGUUUUGCGAUCACAGUCUCCCGGCACUCUCUGCCCUUACCUCCCUGACAUCAUGCCGCGGCUGGUACGCCGCCGUCCUUUGGGCGAGCGCAUCAAGUCUUAUCUGAACCCGUUGGACUUCCUGCUAUGGCUGUCGGAGGAGAUCGACGCGAAUGAUUGGGAUCAAUUUGAGAAGGACUGGGCUCUUCCGUUGGGGAUCUCGUUGAAUAUUAUCUUCAUUAUCGCGCGGGCAAACAGUCGGACAAACAGCAGCAAAGCAGUCGAUGAUGUUUUUGGCGAUGAAGGAAGCGCGCCCUGGUCAAGUUGGCUGGCUUCAUUUAUUGUCCACCUACUUGUCUGCUUCACGGCAUUCAAUGCCUUCUACACGUUCCACCGGAAACGGCACUAUCGCAUGUUCGAAUCUUCGAUUGACAAGACCCCCGCAACCCCAUCCGCGCAGCGUGUACGAGUCGACUCAACCCCCAUGAGCGCAUCGCCAAUCCGAUACUUUGCGAAUAAGUUUUCGGGAUCUGCGCAAUCGCGAGUCCACCCUGAUGCCCAGCGUGACGUGUGGGAGCUCGCGGUCUGGGACCCGCUACCGAUCUGUAUCCGUCUGUUUUGUCUAUUCAGCCCCGGACAUGCCCUUGUGUACUGGCUUUUCCUCCCAACGCAACUAUCCGACCCUCGGCCAAGUGUUACUAUCGUGACGACGAUCCUCGUCUCGACGUUGCUGUCGGUGCAGAUGUCAUUCCUUUCCACAUACUUUGCUCAACAGGCCAAGGACUCAACCCUUGUCCACAAAGAAGUCUUGAAGGAGUACGACACGAAAUACGUCCACCCGCGAACCCAACCUCUGAUGCGGGACGUUGGCACCCAGUUCAGCGAUACCGACGCUACUCGAUCUGGCUCCGAGACUAAACAUAAUAAAGUCGACACGUUCACUCCCACAUUUGUGAUCAACCGGGGCUUCAAGACUAGUCCAAACCCGAACUAUGUCAGCCAUGUUGACCCCGAAGGUCGGUCUUCCGGACGUCCAUCAUUAGCGGGCACGCCGAGUGGCCCUCCCCGCCAGACUCCGUUCCACACGCCCAGUCACCUGCGGGAUGCGUCCCCUUUGGUAAGGGGUCCGUUCUCUUCAAUACGCCAGCCGCAGUUUAGACCUUCGCCAGCGAGUACUGGGGAUGGUGGAAGCCUCGGAGUCUACUCGCACGCCAAUUCUCCGUUGAAAAAAUCUGCUUCGACAAACUUCGAGCGACGUUUACAAGGUACUUCCAGACGGCCCUCGAGUCCAUUGAAGAAGAGCAAUGUGCCCGGUCUUCCAAGUCCCAUACCGUCCAGCUCCAGGAGGAGCCACGUGGACACGCAUCGCGAGGUCGGACGGUUCUGAUUUCAACAGGGAAGCAGAAGCUCCAGGUGAAGUUUAUGCUGAAAGAAAGGAGGCGGGAACAUUUGGUAUGGAGCAUGCCGAGCUUUAUUCCACG